This is a messenger RNA of Triticum aestivum (bread wheat), 1480 nucleotides long. RefSeq lists its product as uncharacterized. NCBI's taxonomy places the organism in Eukaryota, Viridiplantae, Streptophyta, Magnoliopsida, Poales, Poaceae. The record is from RefSeq and is a predicted model, not a curated record. Bases 19 to 870 code for a protein of 283 amino acids. The transcript is spliced from 6 exons.
UUGGUCCGGCCCAAGAAAAUGACUGGUCCGCUCUGUCUCCCGACGCUCGAUUUCCCCCCCUCGAGGGUUUCCUCCGCCGCCAGGUUGCAGCCCCUGCGUCGCCCGUACCUCUCCUACUCCCUCCGACGACCGGCGCCAUCCCCGCCACCCCGCAGGAGCCGGCGAGCGCGGCCCCACGCUCCCAUCUCGCCGGCACAAGCAUUCAUCCGUCCCGCCCCCUCCCCCUCCCGACGGCCCCGACGCGCCCAUCCCGCCGGCCACCCCCUUCCUCCGCCGUCCCCAACGAGCCGAUCCCGCCGGUCGCAGCUCUUCUUGCACCGCUUCCUGAUGGCGUCAUGCGAAACCUUGAGGGCAAGACCUCAGAGAUAUUUCCCCCAGAUUUGUCUGACAUAUGACCAUAUGGAGCAUAUGGUGAAGUUUCAUGGCCGGACUGCUGGUCUCAAGAGGUCUGAAGAAGUGGAGGACUAUUUUGAUAUUCAGUUUCUAACUGCUGAAGACGCCAACCGUGCCUUUAACCAUCUCAAGGGCAAGGUACCAAACAUGGAGUUCAGUUGGGCGCCGAGGAACAUUAUCAAAGACAAGCCACCAACUGGAGUGGUGGAUACUUCAUUCGUCCCACCAAAAUGUGAUCUCGAUUGCUUUAGUGAGCUGCCUUCCCUGCCCAUUCCUGCCAAUCAGCCAUUCCCCACAUUCUGGAAGUUGCCGCCUCCACAGCAUAAACGGAAGAGAGGUCGACAGUCUCCAGAGCCUCCACGUUCCGCAGAGCGGUAUCCCCCAAGUAGUGUUCAGAUGGAUGAAGUCGACCCACGCCCUCCAUUCACAGCGCGCUACUGGGCGCAACUUCGUCCGAUAUACAGUACCAACAUAUGAGUGAGUGGCUAGGAGGGUGCCGAUGGACAUGAUUUAGUAGCUGUACUAAUCAUGAUUUCUCUUGAUAUGGGGGCACCCGUUCCAAGCAUUCAUUUUUUUUUUUGGUAGGACAGGGAUUUGGAUGGAACCUCUGGUUAGCCUAGAAGACAGAACAAAAGUUUUUGCUGAGCAAACUAUGUGCAUUGGAUCCACGUGAUGCUCAUUCUUCCACAAGAACCCCAAGUGAACUUUUUGUAGGCCAAAGCUGGAUGACAAAGGUCGAAGGAACAUAUGUCAUUUUUUUUGAGAAUCACACAAACCUGAUCAAACAGGCUGGGUACAAUCUUUACUCAGAGUCUCUCUAAGCUCAUUUGGCACAUCCGCCAACUUAAAAAGUCUGCCCAGUCUAGAUGCACGAGCAGCCAGGUCAUUGGCCAGCUUGUUUUGGUUCCUCUUCACGUAGGCACUCUUGUGAGAACUGAAAAUGUUCAAUGUUGAGUUGAUGUUAGCUAUGAUUGGAAAGAGGCUUGAUUGAUUGGCAGCACCUGGGUUGAUCGCCUUGACCAAGGUCAUGUAAUCGAGCUCCACCUGAAUUGGUCCAUUAUAAUAUUUCGUCGACGCUUGCAACCCA